GUCGAGUUGACAGUUUAAUUAAUUAAGUUGAAUAAAAACAUUGUUUUUUUUAAGUGCAUAUGCUAAUUAUCGAUCACUUCAGAUAUCACCAGGCACUUUAUUUUUUACUCAAAUGUGUGUUUCAUAAUGAUUUGAAAAAAAACAUUUUCGAUUGAUCCAGCACUUAGCCAUAUUCGUAUUUUAAGGUUAAAAGCUUGAUGAUGACAUGAUGGAAAAUAGAUUCAAAGAUGAGCACUAUUUCGAAUGUAGCUGUUACCAGUAUUAUACAGAAUUUUGAAGACACUAUUUUCAUACGGGUAGCAGAAACUCAAUGAAUUCUACUACAGUGAAGCCAGUUUUACGAAUUAGCAGAAAUCAUUUAAUGGCUCGUUAAAACACCAUCUGCACAUUUCAGGGAACAGCGCAAAUAUGAAUAAUCAGUUAGGAAGUAUCAUGUUGGAAAAAACCACUGCCAUUCGACGUGUGAAGGAUUCGGCACCUGUUAAUGGUGCUCAACAAAAUGUAGAAGAGAAAAAAUCAUCUGCACCAUUUUCAGGAGAUUUAAAUAAUUUGGACAAUGAAUUAUAUUUAGAUUCUGAACAUUUAACUUUGUGGCAGCAUCCAAUUACCACAUUGAAUUAUUUUUUCCGAGAACUUUUUAAUAAUAUAUUUAGCUUAGGGGGAAAGGCAUUGCAUUACAAAAAGACAGUAUGGAGCAUAAUAUCAAUAAUUACAUUAUUUCUGAUAUUGAGUAGAAUUUCUGGUCCACAUCAACAGAUAUUGAAAGCAUGGGAGACAAAAAUAAUUUGGUGGUUAUAUUGGAUAGGUUUAGGUGUCCUUUCCAGUGUAGGUCUUGGUACAGGUUUACACACUUUUGUACUGUAUCUAGGACCACAUAUAGCAGCUGUCACAAUGGCUGCAUAUGAAUGUGGCGCUCUCAAUUUUCCUGAACCACCAUAUCCUGAUCAAAUAAUAUGUCCAACAACAAUUGAUCCAAUGUGGACAGCAGGAAUAUUAAAUAUCAUGAGAAAAGUACGCAUAGAAGCUAUGCUUUGGGGUGCUGGUACUGCACUUGGUGAACUACCACCAUAUUUUAUGGCUAGGGCAGCUCGAACUAGCAGACAAAAUAAUAGAAAUGAAGAAUUUGAUCAAGAAGAUUUAAAAGAAUUAGAAGCUUUAGAAGCUUUAGAAAAUGGAGAAAAUGUUUCAUUAUUAAUUCGAUUAAAGCUAAUUAUGAAACAUUUUGUGCAAAAAGCUGGAUUCUGGGGAAUUCUUGCUUGUGCUUCAAUCCCCAAUCCAUUGUUUGAUCUUGCUGGCUUGACAUGUGGUCAUUACUUAAUUCCAUUUUGGACAUUUUUUGGAGCUACACUUAUAGGAAAGGCGAUUAUAAAAAUGCAUAUUCAACAACUUGCAGUAAUUAUAGCUUUCAAUGAAGAACUUUUAGAUAAAUUCAUAAAACUGCUGGCAAUUGUACCAUUUAUUGGUUCCAAAUUUCAAGAGCCAUUGAAAAAGUAUCUUAUUCAACAGAAAGAAAAAUUGCAUGAUAAAACGUCGAUGGAUGGAGCAACAACAAUUUCAUGGUUAUUUGAUAAAUUUGUAAUGUUGAUGAUAUGUUACUUUUUAGUAACAAUUAUUCAUGCGUUAGCAAGGAAUUAUCAUCGUAAACGAACUAAAGAAUGUACUGAUUAAAAGUUAUUGAAUAUAGGAUAUACAAUGUAAACAUAAAAUCAAUUAAAAAACUACGUACAGAUAAAGUUGCUAUUAAAGUGCAGUAUAAUUAAGGUACUAAAAAUAAUAAUAAUAAUAUUGUGGCCGAAUUUUUAAGUGCACAAUUUCUCUUUUGCAAUAUGAAUAAAUCGUGAAGGAUGAAGUAUAUAAA
Messenger RNA from Bombus impatiens (common eastern bumble bee), 1858 nucleotides. Its product is annotated as vacuole membrane protein 1. The transcript has 6 exons. Lineage: Eukaryota; Metazoa; Arthropoda; Insecta; Hymenoptera; Apidae. The record is from RefSeq and is a predicted model, not a curated record. Bases 409 to 1668 code for a protein of 419 amino acids.